Messenger RNA from Jaculus jaculus (lesser Egyptian jerboa), 2328 nucleotides. It is a transcript of the gene Cat, whose product is annotated as catalase. The coding region runs from base 93 to 1676 and encodes 527 amino acids. The record is from RefSeq and is a predicted model, not a curated record. Gene Ontology annotation, cellular component: peroxisome; cytoplasm; mitochondrion. NCBI's taxonomy places the organism in Eukaryota, Metazoa, Chordata, Mammalia, Rodentia, Dipodidae. The transcript has 13 exons. Gene Ontology annotation, molecular function: heme binding; catalase activity. Gene Ontology annotation, biological process: response to hydrogen peroxide; hydrogen peroxide catabolic process.
GUCCCCUACUCCGGCCGGCCGCUGGAGCCUCCGCUCUCCGAGGGUGGAGACCGUGCGCUCCGGGCCGUGCUCCGCCGCUCGCGUCCCUCAGCAUGGCGGACAGCCGGGAUCCCGCCAGCGACCAGAUGAAGCUGUGGAAGGAGCAGCGGGCCUCGCAGAAGCCAGAUGUCCUGACCACUGGAGGUGGGAACCCCGUAGGAGACAAACUUAAUUCUAUGACUGCAGGGCCCCGUGGGCCACUUCUUGUUCAGGAUGUGGUCUUCACUGAUGAAAUGGCACACUUUGACCGGGAGAGAAUUCCUGAGAGAGUUGUGCAUGCUAAAGGAGCUGGUGCCUUUGGCUACUUUGAGGUCACACACGACAUCACCAGAUACUGCAAAGCGAAGGUGUUUGAGCAUAUUGGAAAGAGGACUCCCAUUGCGGUUCGAUUCUCCACCGUUGCUGGGGAGUCAGGCUCGGCUGACACAGUUCGAGACCCUCGUGGUUUUGCAGUGAAAUUCUAUACUGAAGAUGGAAAUUGGGAUCUUGUUGGAAAUAACACCCCUAUUUUCUUCAUCAGAGAUGCCUUGUUGUUUCCAUCCUUUAUCCAUAGCCAAAAGAGAAACCCGCAGACUCACCUGAAGGAUCCCGACAUGGUCUGGGACUUCUGGAGCCUCCGUCCUGAGUCUCUUCAUCAGGUUUCUUUCUUGUUCAGUGACCGGGGGAUUCCAGAUGGACACCGGCACAUGAACGGAUACGGAUCCCACACUUUCAAGCUGGUCAAUGCAAAGGGAGAGGCAGUUUACUGCAAGUUCCAUUAUAAGACUGACCAGGGCAUCAAAAACCUCUCUGUUGAAGAGGCUGGAAGACUUUCCCAAGAAGAUCCUGACUAUGGGCUCCGUGAUCUGUACAAUGCUAUUGCCAAAGGCGACUACCCCUCCUGGACUUUCUACAUCCAGGUCAUGACGUUUAAGGAGGCAGAAACUUUCCCAUUUAAUCCGUUUGAUCUCACCAAGGUUUGGUCUCAUAAAGACUACCCUCUAAUCCCAGUUGGCAAACUGGUGUUAAACCGCAAUCCAGUGAAUUACUUUGCUGAGGUGGAACAGAUAGCUUUUGACCCUAGCAACAUGCCUCCUGGCAUUGAGCCGAGCCCUGACAAAAUGUUGCAGGGCCGCCUGUUUGCCUAUCCUGACACUCACCGCCACCGCCUGGGACCGAACUAUCUGCAGAUACCUGUGAACUGUCCCUACCGUACUCGAGUGGCUAACUAUCAGCGCGAUGGCCCCAUGUGCAUGCACGACAAUCAGGGCGGGGCUCCAAAUUACUACCCCAACAGCUUCAGCGCGCCGGAGCAGCAGCGCUCAGCCCUGGAGCACAGCAGCCAGUGCUCCAUGGACGUGAAGCGCUUCAACAGUGCCAACGAAGACAACGUCACCCAGGUGCGGACGUUCUACACGAAGGUGCUGAGUGAGGAAGAGCGGAAGCGCCUGUGCGAGAACAUCGCUGGCCACCUCAAGGACGCCCAGCUCUUCAUCCAGAAGAAAGCCGUCAAGAACUUUUCUGAUGUCCACCCUGAGUACGGGGCCCGCAUCCAGGCUCUUCUGGACAAGUACAAUACUGAGAGGCCCAAGAAUGCGAUUCAUACCUAUAUACAGGCCAGAUCUCACUUGGCUGCAAAGGAGAAAGCUAAUCUGUGAGUCUGGGGCCUUGCCCUCCAAGGAGAUCUCUUCAGGAAGCUGAGCAUAAGGAUUGCCUGUAAUCACUCACUGCUGGAUGGAAGGUUCUCUCUCCUGUGCUAAAAGAACAAAUGCAGGCUGAUGUCUUUCAAAUGAUAAUCCAGGUUUCUAGAGCAAAUGAUGUAGCAGUGCUUCUAAUGCUGUUUUCCUAGGGGACAAUAAAGGUUAGGCUUAGCAAUCAUUUAACAGAACCACAUAUGAGCAUGUGACACUUGGAUUAUUCAUUUAAAAUGACUAGAAGGAAAGUUUCUAGCUCGAAAUAUGAUUUUAUUUGAUAAUAGAAAUUCUUGGUCAGAUCAGUAUGUUUGCCUGUCACCUCAUGGCCUGUAAUAUGAAAACAUGGCUGUAGUUAUGUGGGAAGAGCAGAUCAAGAUGAUCCACUCAGAAAUUUCUGUUUUUCCUAAGGUACUUACAAGAAAAACACACUUAAUGUAUCAGUGCCUUCAGAAAAUAACUUGAGCACCGUCAGAACUUCGUGUUUAUUCCUGUGUAAUUGAUCAGAUAAAUUCUGUUCAUUUGAAACUUAUUAUGCUAACACAUAAUGAUUUCACAAAAGACUGAUUUGUAAUUACUUACAUUUUUACAAUAAAAUAAUCUAUAUGUAAGGAUGGAA